This is a messenger RNA of Cuscuta campestris, 4112 nucleotides long. The record is from the annotation of a GenBank genome assembly. Lineage: Eukaryota; Viridiplantae; Streptophyta; Magnoliopsida; Solanales; Convolvulaceae.
GUCUAGUGUAGUUUGACCGGUUAAGUAAUUUACACCAUCAUUUUUGGCGCCACCCGUGGGACCGUUAAGGUUUCUUCUCUUCUAGACACAAACCUACCCACAAGAACACCACUCGAAAUGUCUUCCAGCCAACAGAUCAACGCUACUUCCGCUCAGGUGCAAGCUACCAAUGAGGGUGCCAGCAUCCCUGUGGCUGCUACCAUACCGGUCAUUUCAGCCCCGGUGUUGCCUCUGGGUCUGAGCUCUGUCCCGACGGCCAGCGUGAUCAGUCCCUUCGCGACCCCCGUCCCUUCCGCUGGACCGAUGGUCACGCUCCCACCAAGCAUGACUCAGUUCAUGAAUGACCCAGCCAACCUACAAGCCGUCCAGGGCUUCGGUCAGUUCAUGGCCAUGUGCCAACAGAGCGGGGGGAUGCCUUUUCUCCCUGGUAUGUUCCCGUUCGCUCUUCUGGGUGCGGGAACCAUGCCCCUACAAGCUCCGAUGGCGGUGGCGUCGUUCCAGACGCCGGUGCCGCAGCCAUCACCUUUCCAGCCCCAGCUGGUCAGCACCAUGGCCCCUGUCAACUUGGCUGGCGCACUUAACGCUGCAGGGCCGUCGCGUCCCCCGCAAGGUACGAAUCCGCAAGUCACCCCUGAUGGUCAUUGCGUUUCAAUUGAGAGUGAUGACGGCGAGUGGGACAUUCCAAGGGCCCACAAAAAGAAGAAAGGAAAAAACAUCCGGCCAGCGACCUCCCGAAACUCCGCCUUCAAAAGGCUGGGGGAUAGGGAGGAAGGCCAGAGGAAGUCAGCCAAGCAAAGGCUGGGGCAGAGCGUUGCCCAUGUCAGCGCGUUCGCCCGGCUAGGCGAGGUGCGGGAGGCCGAGCCUACCCGCACCCGGCGCUCCCGGUCUAACCGGCAUGAGCCAGCGAGGACGAGGGCCUCUCGUCAAGAAGAGGAAGCAGAGAGCCAGCCCAGGUUACCGGUGGCAAACCGGUUGACCAUCCCAAAUGACCGCGUCCAGCAGAUGGAGGCAAAAUUGGAAAGACUGGAAAAGAAGGUCGGGGAGAAGAAUGACCGGGACAAACCCUUGGCGGGGUCCUCGUUCACCACAAGGGUCCAUCUGACACCUUUCCCGCGAAAGGUCAAGAUUGACGCCCCUAGGUUCACCGGGAAGGAAGAUCCGGAAAUCCAUCUGGAUUCCUUCAACCAGAGUGCGACCAUGAACGGUUGCACCGAUGAAGAAAAGUGCCUUCUUUUCUUCCAGACCUUGCAGAACCGAGCCACUGAAUGUACAGCCGGGCAGAGGGAAUCUGAGACCAUUACUCAGUUCCUUACCCGGUGGAAGGAAGAGGUAGACAAGGUGGAAGAGAUGGAUUACAAGACCGUCUUAUCCCUCCUCUUGAAUGGCUUGCGUGUCGGGGAACUAUACAAAGAGUUCUGCCGGAAACCCCCAGCCACGUACCAAGAGGCCUACCACACUGCAUGGGAGUUUGUUGAGGCUGAAACCCAGCUCCGAGCAAAGAAAGAAGCUGAGCAUGGUUACAAGCCCAAGCCGGUGCAAGUCAAGAAGGAAGAAGCCUCGGGACCUAGCCGGCCAAGACAUCACUAUGACCCGGUUGUCCGUGUGGUCAAUACGGAAGAAUGCCAAGAAAUCCGGAAAGCACCGGUCAUUCUUCCGGAAAACCCUACCGGUCAAACAGGGCGGCAAUGGUCGGGCACCUAUUGUUCGUACCACAGGUUAGAUUCGCAUAACACCUCCGAAUGCAAAAGUGUUAAGGGGGUCAUCCGGCAGAUGAUAGACAGUGGAGAGCUAGGCAAGGAUUACUUGCAGAAAGCCCAGGAGAAGAGUCAUCAAUGGGUUAGGCCAGCUGCCCCGGGAGAUGACCGGAACAACGACCGGCGGAGGAAUAGCCGGCCAAAGGAGCGGCAACCUGCUCCCGAAAAAGAGCACAUCGACAUGAUCUUUGGCGGACCUGAGGGCUUCACGAGAGACACCGUUGAAGCUGAAGGAUCCAUAGUUAUACCGGUCGAACUAAGAUCAGGCGAGAAGACCGUGUGGAAGAAGAUGCGGUUCAUAGUUGUGGACAUCAAAUGCGUCCACAACGCAAUUCUUGGAAGGCCAGGCAUCAAUAGAGUCGGGGCGGUGAUUUCCAUGCCUCAUCUAUGCAUGAAGUUCCACACUCCAGGUGGUGUGGAUGAGGUGAAGGGCGACCAGAGGAACGCCCGGGAGUGCUAUGCCCGGGCAGUCAAGAAGAUGACCAAGGGGGUCAAUGUCAUCUCCCAAGAAAUCACAAAGGGAGAUACCCGGGAGAAAUUGGAGCCCGAGGCCGAGACGGUGGAAAUCGAACUUCACCCGGGUGAUUCUUCGAGGAUGGUCAGAAUUGGAGCAAAUCUCCCCGAGGAUCUCAAGGCACAGAUUACACGGGUCCUCCAAGAAUACGCGGGCAUAUUCGCAUGGAGCGUGGCGGCUAUGCCCGGAAUAGAUCGCUCUGUUAUCUGCCACCGGUUGGCCGUGAGGGAAAGAAGUCGACCGGUACGUCAGAAGAAGCGGUACCUGGCCAGUGACCGGAUACGAGGUGGUAUCGUGUUCACCACCCCAGAAGGGUUCAAGAUCUACCAUGCAAUCGUCUUCAACUUCAAGCUGACGAACAAUGAGGCAGAAUAUGAAGCUCUGGCUGGAGAGCUCAGACUUGCCCAAGCCCUGAAAAUCAGCCGGGUCACUAUCAAAUCUGACUCUAGCCUGAUCGUUGGGCAAGUGACCGGUAACAUGGAGGCAAGGGAAGAACGCACGGCACAAUACAAGGACCUUGUACUUGCCCUGUUGAAAGGCUUCGAAGAGUUCAAGAUCGCCCAAAUUCCCCGGGCGGAAAAUGCGGAUGCAGACCUUCUCUCCAAAUUGAUGCAGUAUGCUCCCGAGCAUGUUUCAAAACUUGCCCGGGUAGAGAUCCUUGACCGUGCAAGCAUCGAAAAAUUGGAAGUAGCCGCUAUAACGGACGGAAGCCAAUCUGACCGGUCAAACUUGGUCGGGGCGGACGACCAUUGGAUGUAUGAUCUGAUGGAAUAUUUGAUGGAUGGGAGCUUGCCAGAACAAGAUGACCGGUCAAGAAAAGUGAAGCUCAGGGCACCCCGAUUCCAGGUUCUUGAUAGAAAACUGUAUAAAAGGGCAUUUGGGGGGCCACUCCUGAGAUGUCUAACCAACCGGGAGGCUGAGCGAGUCAUAGCGGAGGUACACGAAAGCGUAUGCGCGGCGCAUCAAAUGUCCCGUACGCUCUCCCAGCGCAUCAUCUUAUUGGGGUAUUACUGGCCAACAAUUGUCCAGGAUUGUGAAAGGUAUGUACAGAAAUGCAGAACAUGCCAGGUGUUCUACAAGUACCCCGAUAGACCGGCGACCUACUAUCACCCCGUAUCGAAUGUCAUCCCAUUCGCUAGAUUCGGGGUUGAUAUCAUUGGAGCCUUCCCAGUCGCCCAAGGAGGGAAGAAGUUCGUAAUCGUAGCCAUCGAUUACUUCACCAAAUGGAUCGAGGCCGAGGCAUUGGCCAACAUCACCACGCAGCAGUGCAAGAAAUUCAUUUGGAAGAACAUCAUCACGAGGUUUGGAGCGCCCAUGAACCUCAUCACCGACAACGGCCCACAAUUCCGAUAUCUGAGGUUCACCGAAUACUUGGAGGGCUUCGGAAUCAAGCACAAUCAUUCCUCGUUAGCGUACCCCCAAGGGAAUGGCCAAGUCGAAAACGCCAACCGAACGAUUGUGGAUGGUCUAAAGAAACGGCUGGGAGAAGCAGGAAACAAGUGGCUGGAAGAGCUCCCACACAUCGUAUGGGCAUUCCGAGUAACACCCAUGAGGACUCAUGGGGAAACUCCAUUCUCCCUAACCUAUGGGUGUGAAGCAAGGCUGCCCAUCGAAGCUGAGUUCCCAACAAAAUGAAGAAGACCACUUGGCCGAGCUCAACUUGGUCGAAGAACGAAGAAUGGCCGCGGAGGUUAAAAUGAGUACAUACCAACAAGUUAUGAAGAAGUACCAUGACAACAAGGUUGGGCCGCGGUAUUUCCAAGUUGGAGAUGAAGUCCUACGAAGAAGAGAAGCAAGUAGACCCGGCGAUGGAGGAAAGCUGGCAAAAAACUGGGAAGGCCCAU